Molecule: messenger RNA, 2439 nt
Organism: Zootermopsis nevadensis
Lineage: Eukaryota; Metazoa; Arthropoda; Insecta; Blattodea; Termopsidae
Product: tRNA dimethylallyltransferase
Biological process (GO): tRNA modification
Cellular component (GO): mitochondrion
Molecular function (GO): nucleic acid binding; tRNA dimethylallyltransferase activity; zinc ion binding
Source: RefSeq, a predicted model, not a curated record
UUGCCUGAAAUUUCUCAUACACGACAAAUGCAAUAUGGCAGCCUUUAGUGAAGGAGAAAUGCGUUCUCGUAUCCCUGUUAUCGUUAUUCUGGGUGCUACGGGAUCUGGAAAAUCAAAGUUAGGAAUCGAAAUUGCAAGGAAAUUUGCAGGAGAAAUUCUGAGUGCAGAUUCAAUGCAGGUGUACAAAGGGCUGGAUAUAAUUACGAAUAAAGUGACGGCCGAAGAACGACUUCUGGCGCCACAUCAUUUGUUGGACAUCGUGGAGCCGCUGCAACGUUUCACCGUAGUAGAUUUCCGGAACAGAGCUCUGCCUGUAAUAGAGAAGUUGAUGCAGGAUGGUAAAUUACCAGUGAUUGUGGGAGGCACCAAUUAUUAUAUCGAGUCACUGUUGUGGAAAGUUCUAGUGGAGAAUCCAGUAAAACAGAUGAAGUUGCCCGGUGACGAUGAGGAAACACACAGUGAUGGUUCAAGUGAUGGUGGAACACUGAAAGAACAUGUCGCUGACAAUACUGAGUCAUUGUCUGUAAAGCAGAUAGUGCUUGAUGGUAAUAGCUGUGGUGAUAAGCUCCAGGAUGUCACCUGUCAAAAUGAGGAUCUUGAUAAACGUAGUUUUGUUUCGAAGUGUGGAAAGAGAGCUUUGGAUUGUGGUGACGAGGUCCAAAAUAUCAAGUGUCAAGCAUGUGGCGUGGGGUUGAAACCCUUUGAUACUGGAUGUCAAAUAAAAGUGCACAGUGAAGAGAGGCAGGCACAAGAUGGGCAAGAAGUGAACUGUGUUUUAGAGGGGCCAAAUCUGAAGAGUACCGAGUGUCAUAAAGAAGUGGACUGUCGUAGUUCUGACUCUACCGAAACCCAGAAUUCAGUAUUCUGUGAAAAGAAUGAUAUAGAGCUUACUCGAAACGAGAACAUUGAGGAAGGCAUAGACCGUGGUGGUGAUAUGCCAAAGCCAGUCAUACAGAGCCAGUCGCAUAGUGGAAAUGUUGGUAGAGACCAUGUUGAUGAAAGCAGAAGUAUGCUCAGAGAGAAAAGUCUCGACGGCUGCCCGGUGGGUAGUGCAGAAUUAAGUAGUAUGCGUACCAACGUAAAAGUGUGCUGUAAAACUGAAGUUAUGGAGGAAGUGGAAAGUGUCACUAAUGAGCAGGUAGUAAGCUUGCAUAACAAGAAUCCAGAAAUUGAGGUAGAUACUGAGCUAGUGUAUGAGCGUGACAGGAAGAGGAUGCUGGAGGCACUGAAUGACGAGAACACAGAAAGUAAGAAGUUGAGAGUGCAGGGUGUUACUGUGGAUUUGAUGGAUGAGGCCGCCCUGGAACAUUUGCCAAGUCCGCAGCUGUAUGAGAGGCUACAAGCGGUGGACCCUGACAUGGCACAAAGUCUUCAUCCCAACAAUAAACGCAAGAUCAUAAGGUCACUGCAGGUGUAUGCACAGACUGGCCGCACGCACAGCUCCAUCUUGCGGGAGCAGCGAUCGGCAGAUGGCGGUAGUGAGCUGGGUGGCCCCCUACGUUUCCCGCACUCAUGCAUACUAUGGUUGCAGUGCGAUCAGAAGGUUCUUGACGAACGCUUAGACGUGCGCGUGGACACCAUGUUGGAGCAGGGAUUGGUGCAGGAGCUGCUGGAUUUUCAUCGUCGCUAUAACAAGGAGCGGCUUGCUACAAGCACUGAGGCAGACUACACGAAGGGUAUAUUCCAGUCAAUAGGAUUCAAGGAGUUCCAUGAGUACCUGGUACUCAGUGAAGAGGACCGUGACUCUGAAAAGGGUUCCAAAUUGUUCCAUGUGGGAGUGGAUGCACUGAAACUUGUUACCAGACGAUAUGCACGACGCCAGCUGCGCUGGAUCACUAACCGUUUCCUGUGCAGGCCCAGUCGACAGGUUCCACCUGUGUAUGGACUUGAUGCUACUGAUCCAAACCUCUGGAAUGAACAUGUACUGGGGCCUGCACUGCAGAUAGUUGAAAGCUAUCUGAAAGGUUGGGCACCUGCUGGGAUUGACCCUCUGCCUGUCACUGAGCGAUCUGUUAAGAAUGACUUGAAAAUCCACCAUUGUGAUGUGUGUGAUAGAAUGUUUAUCGGAGACAUACAGUGGAAUGAUCACUUGCACUCCAAGAAGCAUCGCAGAAUGUUACAACGCAAGCAACUACAUAAAGACUGAUGUUACAGUUAUUUGUUCGAGGCAGAUUUAUUUUUCCACGCAUACACACCUCCCUUCAGAGCAGUGUUGUGCAAUGCACAUUAUGCUGCUGCCAUAUACUACUCCUGAUGAUGGAGGCAGCAAGGACCACUGAUACAUUGACAAAUAUCUACCAGACUACAUGGUGCUACAACCCACAAGACAGCCAUCUUCAGACUCACCACUAUGCAAACCUCAAAUCCUACUUACACAAAUUCUGUAAUGUAUCCACAAGAUAAUCAAUUUUUUGCUGAGUAAAUGACAAUUGAAUGGUG